GGCAGGAUGAUCAAGCUGUUCUCGCUGAAGCAGCAGAAGAAGGAGGAGGAGUCGGCGGGCGGCACCAAGGGCAGCAGCAAGAAGGCGUCGGCGGCGCAGCUGCGGAUCCAGAAGGACAUAAACGAGCUUAAUCUGCCCAAGACGUGCGACAUCAGCUUCUCAGAUCCAGACGACCUCCUCAACUUCAAGCUGGUUAUCUGUCCUGAUGAGGGCUUCUACAAGAGCGGGAAGUUUGUGUUCAGUUUUAAGGUGGGCCAGGGUUACCCGCAUGACCCCCCCAAGGUGAAGUGUGAGACGAUGGUUUAUCACCCCAACAUUGACCUCGAGGGCAACGUCUGCCUCAACAUCCUCAGAGAGGACUGGAAGCCAGUCCUUACGAUAAACUCCAUAAUUUAUGGCCUGCAGUAUCUCUUCUUGGAGCCCAACCCUGAAGACCCACUGAACAAGGAAGCCGCCGAGGUCCUGCAGAACAACCGGAGGCUGUUUGAGCAGAACGUGCAGCGCUCCAUGCGGGGUGGCUACAUCGGCUCCACCUACUUCGAGCGCUGCCUGAAAUAGGGUCGGCGCAUACCCACCCCUGCCAGGGCCACCAGCCCCGGCGUCCCCUGCAAAUAUUUAUUGGGGGCCACAGGUGGGGGGGGCAUGGGGCAGCCGGUGGGGGAAUCCCAUGCCCUGACCUGCCACCCCUCCCUGCCACCCGCUCCUAGUUUUUUUUUUUUUUAAACCACCAUGUGAUUGAGGUCGGCGCUGCCUCCCCCGACCCGCUCAGCGAUGGGAAAUGAAUUGGCUUGUCUAGCCCCACGCUGAGUGCUAUCCAGCCCCCCUAAUCUGGGCUCUGGGGUGGGAGGCCAGGGGUGGCUGGGUACCCGGCACCCCACCCCUGCACCACUGGAGGUCCCGCCAGGCUAUUAAAGGGGAAUGUUACCGCA
This is a messenger RNA of Mesoplodon densirostris (Blainville's beaked whale), 929 nucleotides long. It is a transcript of the gene UBE2M, whose product is annotated as ubiquitin conjugating enzyme E2 M. Bases 7 to 558 code for a protein of 183 amino acids. NCBI's taxonomy places the organism in Eukaryota, Metazoa, Chordata, Mammalia, Artiodactyla, Ziphiidae. The transcript is spliced from 6 exons. The record is from RefSeq and is a predicted model, not a curated record.